Messenger RNA from Plectropomus leopardus (leopard coralgrouper), 2590 nucleotides. NCBI's taxonomy places the organism in Eukaryota, Metazoa, Chordata, Actinopteri, Perciformes, Serranidae. The record is from RefSeq and is a predicted model, not a curated record.
CUGCUUCACAGUUACUUCCAGGACACAAAGCCAAAGCGUCGCAUGCGAGGUGUUUCAAUGAGUGUGUAAACUUGAGUUAAUGAUAUAGGCUUUCACCGCAUGUGUGAAAGUGUGUGAGUGUGUGCAUGUGUGUGAGUUGGAAGUAUUUGUUUUCCAUCAUGAGUCUGAAAUGCAGGAGAUUCUCACUGGACAGCAGUGUCUGUCUGGACGGAGUCGGAGUCCUUGGUGGAAGAAGAGGCAGCAGCAGGUUUAGCAUUAAGAAAUCUAGACAGAGCCAGAGUCUGGACGAUGCCCGGCUGGAGAUCCAGGCUCUAAAUCAAAGCCUUAACUCCAACAUUUCCCUCAGGAGGCAGACAAUAGCAGAGGAGAGGAGCGAGCGAUCAGACGGGCUCGUCAACAGUGGUAGCUUCCAGAAACACAACAAAACCUUCCACAAACUGUUCCUUGAGAUUCCUGAGGGGGAGAACCUGACACACACAUUCACCUGUGCCCUGCAGAAGGAGGUGCUCUAUCACGGAAAACUCUUUGUUUCCGAGAACUAUGCGUGUUUCCACUCUUCUGUUCUGCUCAAAGACACCAAGGUGGUGAUUCUUGCUUCCAGCGUCAUGGGGGUGAAGAAACAUAACUCAGCUUUAUCCAUGUUGUCUGUUCAAACUGCUGAUGGAGAAAAGUACACCUUUGUGUCUUUGAGGAACCGUGAGAUGUGUUAUAAACUCCUCCAAACGAUCUGUUCACAUGCACAGAGCGUCAACAGCAGCCCUCAUCUCUCCUCUGCAGAGAAUGAAGCUGAUCAUGACUUGGCGUCCAGUUAUUCAAGUUUGGAGGACAGCGUAGAUCGUGAUCAGAGCAGACAGAACAGCAUUUAUCUUGACAACGGCUUUCCUCAGAUGUCGAGUGAAGCUCCUACAAGACGCAAUUCCACCCGUCAAAACAGCUCAGCAGACGAAGACGACAGAGGCGUGUCUGUAUCGUGGAUUGGGAGGAUCACUGAGAGGGUCACACAGCUCUCCUUCAGAGAAAUCAGGAAUGUCAGGGUUCUCUUCUAUUUCUUCAUUACACUGAUGGUGUUGCUCCUGUUGGCGUCCGGGUACAUCAGGCUGAGGAUCCUGGCACUGGAGGAGCAGCUGACCGAGUUGACACUACAUCACAGAGAGUACGAACAGACGUAGCCAGUAUCAGGAGACCGUCAAAGACAAAUCCCUCCAGGAGCUCGUGCACUACUCUAUUAAGAUCCAGCUGUACGUUGAUCCCUGUCUAGACAGACUCCCAAAAGCAUCUUAGCAGCGAGACUCGGUUCAUCAGACACACAGCGCGUCUUUCUGUUAAAUUUCCAGUACUGUGCACAAACAAGUUCAAAACAAGAUUGGUCUCCUGUGUCAGUGCUAUGUCUGAGGAGGAUGCAGGUCAGCAUUAAGAUGCUUUUGGGAUGUCUGAACUCGGCCACACGCAGUGAACUACCGGAUGACUGACUGCGUUGGCGGAGAACCGCCAGGACAAUGUUUCUGUUCAGAGCCAUGCUCCUUCUCUGCUGACAGAUCAGAUAUUGAAGUGAGGAUCUCCUGCACUGAGCCAUAUGGACGCAGCCUGCUGAAGCCUUGCUCACUUCCUGGCCGGUGAACAGCUGAGCUCAGCGAGCUGAGGUAACUGGAGUCUUGGCUGCAUUUUCUUGGAUCAACACAACCUGAGACAGUGAGAACACACACACACACACACACACACACACACACACACAGAUUAAAAUGAUGACUUAAUUGUUGCUUGGUUUAAAAUGAUUUGUAUGUUGUGAAACAAGGGUUCACAUUGUGUAACUGCAGGCAUCUGCUGACAUGUUCAAAGACUGGUAGUGACAAUAAUCAGCCAGCAGAGGUCAGUCACUCCCAUUAAAACCUCUCUUUUUCACUCAUAAAGAGAAUCACACUGAAAUGACUUCAAAAUACAAAUGUUACGAAACGUUUGCUGCUGCUGUUAUGUCAAAUUAAUCCUGCUCAUAUGAGAAUUUGUGAUGUUCAUGCACGUUUUGGCAACAGAUCUCGAUUUUACACCAAUUUUCAACUAUUUAAAUGUCAAACAUUAUGUGAAUUAUGUUAAACCCUGUAGAGAAACACAUCUGAUUCUACAUUAUAAAGGAGUGUUAGGGCCACACUGAAGGGAAAAAAAGGAAUUUGGGGCUAAAUUCGUAAUAUUGGCACAAUAAAGUCAUAAUAUAGAGAAAAAAGUUGUAAUAUUAUGAUAAAAAGUCAUGAUGAGUAUAAGGUUUUACAGUUUCAAGAAAAAGUCAUAUUACAAGAAAGCUGUAAUUUAAUAAGAUUAAAGUAAUAAUAUCACAAGAAUUAGGUCAUAAUAUAACAAGAAACAAGCUGUAAUAUAUUUAGAAUAAGGUCAAACUACUUCUAAUACAUAAUAUUACAAGAAUUAAGUCGUGGUAAUAUAAGAAAAAAAAGUCAUUGUACGUAACUAAACUACAAAAUUUAUAAGAAACUCAUUUUAACUAGAAAGUGGUGAUACAGUAAAAAGGCCAACAAAGUCACUGACUGGUAGAAGACGCAGCCACAGGAUUGCGUAACUCUUUAUACCAUGUAAUCAUGGCAUA